AUGGGGAGGUGGUUGUCGUCCUUCAUCCCUAUUUUAAUUAUUCUACAACCUAAACCAGUGGGCGGAUUCGACAUCUUCUCUGAAGAAUGCACAUCACAACGAUGUGUGCUGACGGCCGCUCGUAUUCUUUCAAAAAUGGAUCCAUCGGUGGAUCCUUGUGUUGAUUUCUACGACUACGCAUGUGGUCAAUGGAUCAACAACUCUGUAAAUCUCAAUUAUCCCUCAUGGAACGUUCUCUAUGAGACGAAUAUGAGGGCCCAUGAUAAAAUAGUUCAUGCUAUGCUUAAAGGUACGUGA
Molecule: messenger RNA, 297 nt
Organism: Cooperia oncophora
Lineage: Eukaryota; Metazoa; Nematoda; Chromadorea; Rhabditida; Trichostrongylidae
Source: the annotation of a GenBank genome assembly